AUGAAUAUCUUGGAGUACAUGUUCGGCAAGCGCAUGACGCCUGCGGAGCGUCUGCGCAAGAACCAGCGUAUGCUGGAUAAGGCGAUCCGUGAAUUGGACCAGGUCCGCGUCAAGUUGGAAAAGCAGGAGAAGCAGUUGAUCACACAGAUCAAGCAGAGCGCCCAGAAGGGACAAAUGGGCGCUUGCAAGAUCCAGGCCAAGGAUCUGGUCCGGACACGGAGAUACAUUGAGAAGUUCUACGGCAUGCGCAGCCAACUGCAGAAGAUCUCGCUCCGGCUUCAGACAUACCGCACCAACGAACAGAUGAUGACGGCCAUGAAGGGUGCGACCCAGGCCUUGGGAACGAUGAACCGAUCGAUGAACCUCCCCGCUCUCCAGCGCAUCGCCAUGGAGUUCGAACGCGAGAACGACAUUAUGGAUCAGAGGCAAGAGAUGAUGGACGAUGUCAUGGACGAUGCCAUGGACGUCGGCGCCGAUGAGGAAGGCGAAGAGGUUGUGGAGCAGGUAUUGGAGGAGAUUGGAGUCGAUUUGACGUCGGCGCUUGGAGAAACACCGUCUGGAAUGCAGACGGCGGCGGUUCCGGAGAGCCGAGUUGCUCAAGCGGUUGGCGGAGGUGGAGGUGGGGAUCCCGGCGACGACGCCCUCCAGGCCCGCCUUGACAGCCUUCGACGGUAG
Messenger RNA from Colletotrichum destructivum, 675 nucleotides. Its product is annotated as Putative Snf7 family protein. The transcript is spliced from 5 exons. Bases 1 to 675 code for a protein of 224 amino acids. The record is from RefSeq and is a predicted model, not a curated record. Gene Ontology annotation, cellular component: multivesicular body; ESCRT III complex. Lineage: Eukaryota; Fungi; Ascomycota; Sordariomycetes; Glomerellales; Glomerellaceae. Gene Ontology annotation, biological process: endosome transport via multivesicular body sorting pathway; protein transport; late endosome to vacuole transport.